Messenger RNA from Drosophila yakuba, 1086 nucleotides. RefSeq lists its product as uncharacterized. NCBI's taxonomy places the organism in Eukaryota, Metazoa, Arthropoda, Insecta, Diptera, Drosophilidae. The record is from RefSeq and is a predicted model, not a curated record. The coding region runs from base 1 to 1086 and encodes 361 amino acids. The transcript has 2 exons.
AUGUGCAUGGGUGUGUGUGGGCAUUGCUGCCAUAUAAGCGCACAAGAUCUCGGCAAUUGUAUCUGUAUCCGAGUGUGUAACUGUGCCCGCAUCUGUAUCUGUAUAUCUGUGUAUAAGUUUGUGUGUCUGCGAGCCAGGCUGAGCCUGCGUGGGCCAUGGAUUGUCUUUUGGCAAAAAGAUUUCUGUUCGAGCGUUGUCAACAUUGUUAGGGCAGAUCCGAGACCGAGAUCUCGGUGGCCUCUUCUUCACCUGUUCCCAGCCCACAAGAAAUCGGGGUUUUUACGCCUGCGCCAUGUGCUCUGCGGGAUCGGGAUGGGAUUCGGGCCAAAAGGACACUGUUUCGGCAGUGCGAGGACUGGGCUUACGUGGGCCCUUGCCUUUUGGACCUUGGAGUGCAGGGCGCCCGUCGACAACAGCAUGUUGCAACAACACUCGACAGCGGCAACCUGUGGAGCCUGCGUGCCAUUAGCCAUGGAGCAUGAAACAAAAGCCGAGCCAGCCAAGAUGGAGCACUCACGAGGAAUGGAUCCCAGUGCAGAGGAGUGGAAUGGAGUGAAGUGGAGUGCAGUGGAGUGGAGUGGAGUGGUGUGGAGUGGAGGGCUGCCACAAUGCAUUUGCGAUAAAUGGCAGGCUUGCAGGCAUGGAAGGCCCUUAAAAGCCAGCGACAACGGCGACCAAGAAGUGAAAGAUUUGCGCAGUGAGAUAGCUCAUUUUGGAUCUGAGCCGGGUCUCUGGGCCAGUUCUUCGUUUGUUACCUUGGCUAAUCGGCGGCUAUGUAAGAUGGUUGUUGUACGUGCGGCGACACAGUCGCAGCCUCAGCAUCAGCCUCAGUCCAAAGUCAAGACCACGAACGUGCUGUUGCUGUUGCUAUUGCUUUUGCUGUUGCUGCUUCAUGUUGACACCAGCAACAACAGCAGCAACAUCAGCCCCAUCAGUCCUCGGUCCUCGGCAUCAACCUCAGUCGACCACAGCCGCAUUCCGAAAUGUAAGGAUUCCUGCAGCUCCAGAGGCCGCCCCAGUGGCAGCAGGCCCGGCAAGGUCAAUAAAUCCAGAACUCCAGAUCCACUCCCGAUUAGUGAUGGCUAG